Molecule: messenger RNA, 873 nt
Organism: Phytomonas sp. EM1
Lineage: Eukaryota; Euglenozoa; Kinetoplastea; Trypanosomatida; Trypanosomatidae
Source: the annotation of a GenBank genome assembly
AGACAAGGAGCAAAUUUUUCAACUAUAAGCACGAAAUCUACGAUAAGGCAAAAGUAAUAUUACCUCAAGGCAUAGUAUAGUUCCGAGAAUGAAAAAAAAGAAGAGUAUGUGUGUACUUAUCACUAAGAAUGACACGGUAGAUAAAAAAGAAUCCUCUUCAAUGAGCAAUAAAUCAGGAGCAAAGCACUUGCCGUCGAGCUCAAACGCUAAAGCUGUUCCUAAAAUGAACAUGCCGGUUAAAGAACAAGAUGAUCUCGAUACUAUCUUUAGUUCAAUUUCUUCCAAUAAAUCAAAGACAGCUGGUGCAGUUGCUGGUUCACCUAAUUCUCUAAAUCGAGGCAAACGCUCAAAUGCUAUGAAGUCUCACUCAACAGCGUCUAUUAACUCUUGGAAGCGCUCGAGGGAGCAAGAAACUCUUCCCGCGCGACAAAAGAUCAAUCUAGAAUCGGAUGGGCUUUAUCGCGCACCCAUAAAAACGCUUGAGAUGAGUGAUGCCAUGUUUUUUGAGUCCUCAUUACCAAACUCAAAACGGAAAGUCAUAGAAAAUCUUAACAACAGCUCAGGAAAUGCAAAUGUUCUCCGAACCGAAGGUGUGCAUCGUAUUGUGUCUGUAAGUGAGCUUAGGAAGAUGCUAUCAAAUAAUCCACGUGCAGGGACAACACCGAAUUGUCCGUUCGACUGCGAUUGUUGUUUUUGAUAUGGCUCGAAAAUCGCUACCGCUGCUAGGGUGGCGAUCGGCUGUGGUUCUGAUUCUACUAAAUUAGAUUGUUAACUUUACUGUUACUGCAUUCAGUAACCCCCUUGCCUCCUAUACGAACCUAUUUAUGAUAACAACGACAUAAGCGAAACAUAAUUGUACAAAUAUUAUAGAAA